Messenger RNA from Rhinocladiella mackenziei CBS 650.93, 327 nucleotides. RefSeq lists its product as uncharacterized. Gene Ontology annotation, cellular component: mitochondrial large ribosomal subunit. Gene Ontology annotation, molecular function: structural constituent of ribosome. NCBI's taxonomy places the organism in Eukaryota, Fungi, Ascomycota, Eurotiomycetes, Chaetothyriales, Herpotrichiellaceae. The record is from RefSeq and is a predicted model, not a curated record. The transcript has 3 exons. The coding region runs from base 1 to 327 and encodes 108 amino acids.
AUGUUUAGACCUACCGCCGCUCUGUCGGGAGGUCUGUUGUGGAAAAUUCCGUGGCGACUCUCCCCAACUCAGAAAGCGCGUCAACGAAAACGAUUAAAGCUGGUCGAUAAAGUUGUGGACACUGUCAGCACCGCUUUACAGAACAAUGGAGGGAUGACGGCAAAGGCGGUAGAGAGAUGGUAUAAGGAGAUGCCCCGGGAAGAGGAGAUGCUUCCUAAGGACAAAUACACAAUCUUCGAUCGCAAAGAGAAGAAAUACCGAAAAGGCAUACAUAAACUUCCCAAAUGGACGAGAGUCAGCCAAAGAGUCAAUCCUCCUGGUUUCUAA